Messenger RNA from Hyaloscypha bicolor E, 3750 nucleotides. RefSeq lists its product as uncharacterized. Gene Ontology annotation, biological process: isoleucyl-tRNA aminoacylation. Gene Ontology annotation, molecular function: isoleucine-tRNA ligase activity; aminoacyl-tRNA deacylase activity; ATP binding. Bases 147 to 3386 code for a protein of 1079 amino acids. The transcript is spliced from 6 exons. The record is from RefSeq and is a predicted model, not a curated record. Lineage: Eukaryota; Fungi; Ascomycota; Leotiomycetes; Helotiales; Hyaloscyphaceae.
CUCGAUUGCUCGAUUGACUGGAUUUUGUCUUUCAAAGAACUUUACAAAGAUCUAUACCUAGCUGGGAGAGCUACCAAUUACUUUGUCUGCGAGCAUCCGAUAGCCCCAAAUACGCCCCAAGAAGCCGGGAUCCUGCCGCCGCCAGCAUGAGCAUCGACUUUCCAAAGGAGGAGGAGGAAAUUCUUCAGCGGUGGAAAAAGAUCAAAGCUUUCGAAACUCAGGUUGAACUCUCCAAAUCUCGCCCUCUUUAUACAUUCUACGAUGGACCCCCAUUUGCAACUGGACUCCCGCAUUAUGGCCAUCUCCUGGCAUCUACGAUCAAAGAUAUAAUUCCGAGAUAUUGGUCUAUGAAGGGCUACCACGUCGAGAGACGAUUUGGGUGGGAUACACAUGGAAUUCCUAUUGAGCACGAAAUCGACAAAAAGCUAGGUAUCUCUGGAAAAGAUGCGGUCAUGAAGCUUGGGCUGGCCAAAUACAAUGAGGAAUGCAGAGCCAUUGUCAUGCGCUACUCGACUGAAUGGCGAGUUACGAUUGAGCGGCUAGGGCGGUGGAUUGACUUUGACAAUGACUACAAGACCAUGGACCCCACUUUCAUGGAAUCCGAGUGGUGGGUUUUCAAACAGAUCUUCAACAAAGGGGCUGUCUAUCAGGGAUAUCGAGUCAUGCCCUAUUCUACUUCCCUUACUACGCCACUCAGCAACUUCGAAGCAAACCAGAAUUAUCAAGACAUCACAGACCCGGCAGUGGUAGUGUCGUUCCCUCUCCUUGAAGACCCCACAACAUCGCUUCUGGCUUGGACAACCACGCCUUGGACUUUGCCUUCUCACACUGGCUUGGCUGCACAUCCAAACUUCGAAUACAUCAAGAUUCAUGAUGAGACCUCUGGGAAGAAUUUCAUCCUCUUGGAGAAGCUACUUGGAACGCUGUAUAAAGAGCCCAGGAAAGCCAAGUUCAAGAUUGUCCAGAAAAUCAAGGGAAGCGAGAUGCUUGGUUGGAAGUACGAACCGCUUUUCGACUACUUCUACGAAGAAUUUAAAGAUUACGGUUUCAAGGUCCUCAACGCUACCUAUGUCACGGAUGAUAGUGGUGUUGGCAUCGUUCAUCAAGCACCUGCCUUUGGUGAAGAGGAUUACAAUGUUGCAAUGGAACACGGAAUCAUUAGCGAAAAACGCCCACCACCGAAUCCGGUCGACGAAAGUGGACAUUUCACGUCAAAAGUGCGCGAUUUCGCCGGUCAGCAUGUCAAAGCCGCCGACAAAGCCAUCAUCAAGUAUCUAAAGGGCACGGGAAGACUCGUUGUGGAGUCUCAGAUUAGGCAUAGUUACCCCAUGUGCCCACGAUCAGAUACACCCCUCAUAUACAGAGCCGUCCCGUCCUGGUUCAUCAGAAUCCCCGAAAUAGUACCACAGAUGCUGAAGAAUAUCGAAGGAUCUCAUUGGGUACCGUCAUUUGUGAAGGAGAAGCGUUUUGCUAGUUGGAUUGCCAAUGCUCGCGACUGGAACGUUUCUCGAAACCGAUAUUGGGGAACGCCGAUUCCUCUAUGGGUUAGCGAUGAUCUGGAGGAGAAAGUCUGCAUUGGCAGUGUCGCAGAACUCAAGGAACUUAGUGGCUACACAGGGGAGUUGACCGACCUCCAUCGCGACAAAAUCGACCACAUCACUAUCCCAAGUAAGAUGGGCAAGGGUCAACUGAAGCGAAUCGAAGAAGUUUUUGAUUGCUGGUUCGAGUCUGGAAGCAUGCCGUACGCCAGUCAACACUAUCCAUUCGAGAACAAGGAGAAGUUUGAAAUGUCUUUUCCUGGCCAUUUCAUCGCGGAAGGCUUGGAUCAGACAAGAGGAUGGUUUUACACGCUUCUGGUUCUUGGCACACAUUUGUUCGGGGUUUCUCCAUUUCAAAAUUGUGUAGUCAAUGGAAUUGUGCUUGCUGAAGAUGGUAAAAAGAUGUCGAAGCGAUUGAAAAAUUAUCCAGAUCCAAGCAUUGUUAUGGGCAAGUACGGUUCGGAUGCGUUGCGACUCUACAUGAUCAACUCUCCGGUUGUACGAGCCGAGCCAUUACGUUUCAAGGAGGCCGGAGUUAAAGAGGUUGUGGCCAAAGUUCUCCUACCAUUGUGGAACAGCUACAAAUUCUUUGAAGGGCAGGUUGUUCUCUUGAAGAAGAUCGAAAACGUCGACUACUGCUUCGACCCUGCCGCGGAAGCAACAAACACCAACGUCAUGGAUCGAUGGAUUCUGGCCAGUUGCCAGAGUCUGCUCAAAUUUGUGAACGAAGAGAUGGCAGCUUAUCGUCUUUACACUGUCGUUCCUCGACUUCUGGACCUCAUCGAUAACACCACGAACUGGUACAUUCGAUUCAACCGUAAGCGCCUGAAAGGCGAACUUGGUCUCGACGAUACCCAACAUGCAUUAAACACCCUAUUUGAGGUCCUUUUCACUCUUGUGAAAGGUCUUGCUCCGUUCACUCCGUUCAUCACAGACAAUAUCUACCAGCGCCUACUUCCACACAUCCCCAAGGAUUUGCAAGGAGCAGAUCCUCGGAGUGUCCAUUUUCUCGCUUUCCCAGAUGUCCGUGAAGAGCUCUUUGACGCGGAAAUCGAGCGCCGCGUUGGCCGCAUGCAACGUGUCAUCGAACUGGCCAGAGUUUCGAGAGAGAGACGAACUGUCGGCCUGAAGACACCCUUGAAGACAUUGAUGGUCAUCCAUCCAGAUCCAGUGUAUCUUGAGGACAUCCAGUCCUUGGAAGGGUACAUCACGGAAGAGUUGAACAUCCGAGAUCUCAUUUUAUCAUCUGACGAAGCUAAAUACAACGUUCAAUACAGUGUAUCCGCGGACUGGCCGGUGCUUGGAAAGAAGCUCAAGAAAGACGUCCAGAAAGUCAAGAAAGCCCUUCCAGGUUUAAGCAGCGAACAGGUCCAUAAAUUUGUUCUGGGAAAGUUUAUGGUCGUGGAUGGCAUUAUAUUGGAAGAGGGCGAUCUAGUAGUGAAGAGGGGGCUCAAAGAUGACGACUCUUCAAAGUUCUUGGAGACCAACACAGAUGACGACGUUCUGACUAUCCUGGAUGCCGAGCUCUACGCAGACCUAGCAGACGAAGGUUUAGCACGAGAGAUCAUCAAUCGUGUCCAGCGACUGCGGAAGAAAGCUGGACUUCAACCGACUGAUGAUGUAAAGAUGGAAUACAAGGUGCUUUCUGACCCAGACAACAUCGGUCUCAACAAAGCAUUCACCGAGCAAGCAAAGGUUAUCGAGAAGGCACUUCGGAGACCAAUUGACCAUCACGUUGUAACAGAGGUGGAAGGAAAGAUUCCAGACAAGAUGGAAGAGGGGAUUAUUUUAGAAGAGGAGCAGGAGAUCUCUAAAAGUGUCUUUGUGUUGCGUUUGCUCAGACUAUGAAUUAUGAUUGUGGCUGGAAAGCCUCUAGUGUUUGCAAGAUCUCAUGUCCGUCAUAUAGACAGCUCUCGAAGCUCUCGUAGAUCCGUGAGGGGUUUGCGCUUGCAUAGAUUUGCUGAUGUGGAAUGAAAUGUCUAUGUUCAAGCCUUCUUUGCUGCGGCCAUAUAACAAUCUUUCAGUCGGAGAAACUCAGUGAGACAUUUGUCCUUGUUUACUGAGUUGUAGUCCGCGACAAUGCAUUUGCCAUAGACUGAAGCCUCAGCUGAACAUUUGGCCACAGCUUGAGCGAACUUCUCAAUUGGCCGUGCUCGAGAGGGCAUUUCUAGAUCGAUCAAUCCGUUUCGAUAGGCUGACAAGGACUUUUCAA